GAGGAGAGUCGAGCCGGUGUCGUGUCGCUCUCGUCCGUUUUUCUUUCGUUUUACAGGAACAACUCCAAGCAAACCACUGAAGCCCACUACAUACUAUUGGGAAAAAAUGAUGUCUGCUAAAGAAGAGAGUGAAGACUUCAGUUAUCCAGAGACAUGGAUAAUGACAUAUGAAGAUACUGAGGAACAAAGAGAUUUGAUGGAGGUAAAAGAGGAGAGUCAAGAACUGAAGGACUUUGAGGAGAUACAUCAGUAUGAUAUAUCUGAUAAUCUCAGAACUGUACAAAAAUCCAGUUGCUCUCAGACUGAAAAUGAUUUCUCACAGAAAAGAACUCAAACAACAAAAGACCAAAAUGAUUUUGCCUGCUCUUUGUGCGGAAAGAGUUUCACACAAAAACAAAACCUUAACACUCACUUAAAACUUCACUCAGGAGAGAAGCUUGUCACCUGCCACCAAUGUGGAAAGAGUUUCACAAAGAAACGAUACCUUAGGUGUCACAUGAGAAUUCACACUGGAGAGAAGUCUUUCAUCUGCCAUCAGUGUGGAAAGAGUUUCACACUGAAAGGAGGUCUUGAGAAGCACCUGAUAAUUCACACUGGAGAGAAGCCUUUCACAUGCCCUCAAUGUGGAAAGAGUUUCACACAAAAAGGAAGCCUUAAUAGGCACCUAAGUCUUCACUCUGGACAGAAGCCUUUCACAUGCCAUCAGUGUGGUAAGAGUUACAUGAAUAGAGGACUGCUUGAGGUUCACAUGAGAAUCCACACUGGAGAGAAGCCUUUUACAUGCCAUCAGUGUGGUAAGAGAUUCACACAAGAAGUAAACCUUAAGAGUCACAUGAGGAUUCAUACUGGAGACAGGCCUUUCACAUGUCUUCAGUGUGGAAAGAGUUUCAUCCAAGCAAGCCAUCUCACAACUCAUCUGCGGUUUCACUCUGGAUUAAGGCCAUUUAACUGUGAUCAGUGUGGCAAAACAUUUGUAUUGGCAUCAUAUCUAAAAGCACACCUUACAAUUCAUGCAAAUGAGAAGACAUACGUGUGUUCUUUGUGUGGAAAGAGUUUCAUUAGUCAAGGAAACCUGAAAAGCCACGAGAGAGUGCAUACUAGAGAAAAGCCACACCACUGCAUAUCAUGUGGAAAGAGUUUCACCCGGUCAAUCGGUUUACAGAUGCAUUUAGAAAAGCAUUGUCCAAAGCUGUCAAAGUGAGCAUAGUUUAUCUUUAAGGUCAUCACUUAUUAAAUGCAACACAACACUGUUUUAAUGUAACAUCUUGACAGCCUGAUAACGGUUGUAGUUAAAUCAUAAAAUCUAAUAUAUAUAUAUAUAAUUUUUUUUUAUUUAUAAUAUAUGUAUAACAAUUGCCUACCAGACUUGAUUGAAUUGAACUUUAGCACUGGAGCAGAUGCAGCUCACUGAACAAGUGGGAGGACAGAAGUGUGAAAGUGUAGGUGCAUAGAUUUUACUGAUUGGUUAGCUAUCC
This is a messenger RNA of Myxocyprinus asiaticus (Chinese sucker), 1475 nucleotides long. Its product is annotated as gastrula zinc finger protein XlCGF8.2DB-like. Gene Ontology annotation, biological process: regulation of transcription by RNA polymerase II. NCBI's taxonomy places the organism in Eukaryota, Metazoa, Chordata, Actinopteri, Cypriniformes, Catostomidae. Gene Ontology annotation, molecular function: DNA-binding transcription factor activity; RNA polymerase II cis-regulatory region sequence-specific DNA binding. Bases 107 to 1201 code for a protein of 364 amino acids. The transcript is spliced from 3 exons. The record is from RefSeq and is a predicted model, not a curated record.